Messenger RNA from Pezoporus occidentalis (night parrot), 1265 nucleotides. It is a transcript of the gene SULT6B1, whose product is annotated as sulfotransferase family 6B member 1. The record is from RefSeq and is a predicted model, not a curated record. Lineage: Eukaryota; Metazoa; Chordata; Aves; Psittaciformes; Psittacidae. Gene Ontology annotation, biological process: sulfation. Gene Ontology annotation, cellular component: cytoplasm. Gene Ontology annotation, molecular function: sulfotransferase activity.
AUGGUUGAGGAUAUAACCUUUGUUGACAAGAUAAGUAAAGUGUUGGCAAAGUGUGAAGGGCUUACCUUGAAGGAUCUGCUGUUCUCCUGUCGGGGGACCCCAUAUCCUGUCACAGUGUGCAGUGCGGAAAUGUUCCAAGCUCUGGAGGACCUGGAAGCCAGAAGAGAUUAUAUGGUGCUGGUGUCGUACCCCAAAUGUGGUGUGAACUGGCUUAUUGAGAUUUUAAGUGAUUUGAUAUUUACAACUAUCCAGCGUAAACCUGUGAGCACAGAACUACCAUUUAUUGAAUGUGGAGAUCCAGGUAAAUACCAGGUUAAGAUGAAGCGAAUUCCAUCUCUGAGGAUUUUGGCAACACAUCUGAAUUACGACUGCCUCCCCAAGUCUGUUUUCAAGAACAAAGCCAAGAUACUAGUGCUGUUUUGAAACCCUAAAGAUACAGCUGUUUCAUUUUUCCAUUUCCACAACAAUGUGCCAGGCAUCCCCUGUUACAGCUCUUGGGAUGAGUUCUUCUCAGAGUUCAUGAAUGGGAAAGUCAGCUGGGGAUCCUGUUUUGAUCAUGCAGUCACCUGGAACAAACACAUUCAGGAUGAGAAUACUAUGAUUGUAAUAUAUGAAGACCUGAAGGAGAGCCUGACUGCCAGCUUAAAGCAGAUAGCUGAGUUCUUUGGAUUCUCCCCAACGGCAGAGCAGAUCCAGUCCAUUGCAGACAAGGCCACUUUCCAGGCAGUGAAUGAUAAGGCUCAGGAGAUUCAUGGUGCUGUUGGCUCAUUUCUUUUCCGCAAAGGUGUUGUUGAAGACUGGAAAAAUCUUUUCACUGAAGCUCAGAACCAGGAAAUGGAUGCCAAAUUCAAAGUGCGCUUAGAAGGAACUAAGCUGGGAGCAAAGUUAAAAUAUGAUGUGUACUGCAAGGUCUGAACCUCCUUUAUGGAAAAAAACCUCAUGUUCAGGCUGCUUUUCAUUCACUUUUGUGAAAUAAACAGAAACCAGGACAAUACCUGAUUAAAAAAAUAUUGAAAAUGCAUGUAGUUUGGAAACCUGUUUCUGCUGGCUUAACUUACUCAAGCAACCCUUGCUUGUGCAGCUAAUAUCAUUGACUUCACUGGCUUUUCUUAAAUGAUCUGUAGUUCUUUGGCCUCACUUGUUUUUUAACACUGAUUUUUAGCUAAUAAUUAAUUUUAUGUUACCUGAUAGAAUCCUAUGUGGGAUAUAUAUAUGCAGUAGCUAAACCUACUGAAAUCACUGGAAGUAUAUUUGGUACAUUGGAA